Brassica napus (rape) is the source of this 3945-nucleotide messenger RNA. RefSeq names its product CLAVATA3/ESR (CLE)-related protein 19. The transcript has a single exon. The record is from RefSeq and is a predicted model, not a curated record. The coding region runs from base 2387 to 2611 and encodes 74 amino acids. NCBI's taxonomy places the organism in Eukaryota, Viridiplantae, Streptophyta, Magnoliopsida, Brassicales, Brassicaceae.
AAAAACUAUAUUUUCCAGUAGAACUAUUAUAUAUCCAUCCAUAUCCAUAAAAAGACGUAUCAUGACAAAAAAAAAGAUGUAUCAUGACACCAAAAUCCAUUGAUCAUACAAAAUAUUUUUUAAGUUUAAGACUUGUAUAUUUAUAAUAAUAAUAACAAAAAUAGUUCAAAAAUAGUCAUAUUUUUUUUGUCGGUUAAAGUAAAUUUUUAUAAUAACCUUUAUUUGAAAAGCUAGUUAGAAUAUCUCCAACAUCAUUUUUUACUGCAUAUGAGGUGGAAAAUAGAGUAGGAAAUGAAAUAAUGAAAAAAAAAAAUAUUAUUCUAUUUAUAGAGUAAUCAUUUUUUUUUUGUUCACUAUUCUAUUUUUUACUUUAUAUUGCAGUAAAGUAUUGAUUGAGGUUGGAAAUGAUCUAUUGGAUUUCAUAAUCCAUUUUUUCUCUAACGCUUUUAUUGAGUGCUCAAUUUUAAAUAUAUAUACAUAUGUCAAGACAUAUUUGACAUUAACUGUUAAUUUCAAGACGAUACCAUUUUUUUUUUAAAGAAGAAAAAAACAGUUUUGAUAAGCGACCUAAUAAUGUUAAUUUGUGGUUCUUUGCUUUGUGCGGUUAGGUUCUAUUGACAAAACAGCAAAGCGUGUACAUAGUAAAGCAGAGGAGGGCUAAACAAACAAGAUCUGAUCUCUGAUCCUAAAACAUUAUUAGUUUAGAUCUGAAACUUCUUGGUUAAACAAGAUAUAGAAGUCUAGAGAGUCAAGACUUGAGAGUAAAUUAGAUUAGGGUUCGACAUUAUAGAACGUGCAUGUACUCUUUAGAUAUGGUGUCUCUAACAUAGUUUGACAUUUUAUUUAACAUGUUUGCAUGACUUGGAAAAGUCGAUGUGAAAAAAGAGGAGAAUCUCUUUUUAGAAAAAAUAAAUGCGUUUGAUUGAAAACGAUGGUUGCUCCAGUUCUUGGUAGUUAAUUAGUAGGAAGAAGCAUUCAAGUAUGGGUUCCAUUUUCACAUUUCACUUGCUUCUAAGUAAUUUUUUCCACCAAAAGUAAUUACACUUUGCAUGUGCUUUGUUUGAAAGACUACUUCGAUAUCCUCUCCGCAUAAUAACGCACAUAUACUAUAGUUGUAUAUAUGAGAGCUCUUCAAAAUGGUUAAAAUUGAUUGGGAUGAACAUGACUUGGAUGUGUUACAAAAAAAAGAACAUUUUACGAAGCCCGAAUCGAUCAUGUAGUUCUAACGAUAAUUAUGUGGUAAGUUGCAAUUUGCAAAAUACAAAGAAAAAGAUGUAAAACCACUUGUGCGUUAAUAAUUUGGAACACUAUAAGGGAGAAGACAUAAAAUGGAAUGCCAAAUAGGAGUACCACUGCCAUGUAUGUUUCUGCAUUAAUACUGUGCCCAUACUCACAUUUAAUUAGGAGUAUGCUGAUUUUGCGCAUGAGUUAUCAAACGUGACAGAACGUUAUAGAGACAUGUUAGAAAAGCACGAAGCCUGAAAAACUGCAAAAGUUUACAACAAAAAAAACUGAUAACUACAAUUCUUGGCAUUUAUUGUCCUUUAUUUUUGUAAAUAGGUCUUAAAUACGUAAUAAUUUUCUUUUCUUUUUGACGAAGAUAUGUUCGCUUAAUUGUUGUGCUAAUGCCGUCGUUCAUGAUCGUCUUUCAUGCAUAUGGAGUAACUGAACAUGACACUGAUUCAAAAAAAAAAAAUUAAUUUCUUACGAAGUUUUGAAUAAUAGUUUUUUUACCACAUUAAGUACACUUUAAUAAAAAAGGAACACAGUCUACAAAUAGUUUGAGAUGACAUUGUCUAUUAUCAUCUAACUUUUAUUCUGCAUAAUUGAUUUAUCAAAAAUAAUUAUAAUUUAUAGUAUAAAUGUAGCCUCUAAAUUUAGAUUUGGCGAUGAUAAACCCAUGUCCUAAACUUACAACGGACCAGUAAGCGGUCACAAAUCUAUUGGAAAUUUUCGUCCCUAGUGAAUCAUAGCAGAAUGUUUGGGUUUUCUCUUUAUUUAUUAUUGUAUUCAAUGAUAACUGGUCGGUUUACUGUUACCAUAAAUGUGUCCACAGGCUCACUUAAUGAGGGGUGAUGCUUAUGAAUCUUCAAAUCAAAGACAUAAUGAAGAACCUUUUUCAUAGUGAAACGAUAUAAAGAUCGAGGAACAUGCAUGAUUUCCACAUAAUUACCUAAUUAUUUUUCAGCUAAAGUAUUAUUUUUUAAUAAGUAACAUGCUUCCUUUAUUUUUAGUGCACCGUAGCUUGUAUAUAAAAUUUUAUCCAUACUAAUUCCUUUUGCUCCUUUUAUCAAACGUCGCUAUUUAUAUCAGUCGUCUACCUAUUUGCUUUCAUAUUGUAUCUCCCGCAGCCAAACAAAAACUUUUUUUUUGACAAAGAUAGAACAUGAAGAUCAAGAGUUUGAUAUUGGCUUCCUCUUUUCUGAUUCUUGCCUUCAUUCAUCACUCAGAAUCAGCUUCAUUUCGGAGUUUGCUGAUGAAGAAUGGAUUGUACGAAGAAGAAGAAGCAAAAAUUCUAUUGGGCGACUCCAAAGAAACGAUAACUAAUUCUACAGCUUUGGAGUCUAAACGGAUAAUUCCGACGGGUCCAAAUCCACUUCACAACAGGUAACUUUGAUCAUUUAAGAACAAGAUAUGUUGUGAGUAUGUCUCUUCCUCUGUUUUUGUUACAAGUAUCUAUCUUACUGUGUAAUGUAAUGGUGAAUGUAUAAGACAUUUUCUAAUUAAAUUACCUUAUUUAUUCCCUAAUAAUUGCCUUUCACACAUCUUUCUUUGUUGUUUCAAAUUAAUUAAAGAAAUCAUAUGAUACCUUACCGCAACCUAAAAAUAAUAUACGGUUGCUAAGUAAACGAAGGAAUUUGUAAAUUCAGGUUUGGAGACGAAGAUGAGGAAAUUGACUCUUACUUGUUCAUAUUUAUAAGUGCCUUUUUUUACUUCUCAUUGUUGUGUUUUCAGUGUAGAUUUUGUAACCUUAAUUAAUUUAACGAUAUACCUUUUUAAAGUAAUUAAGGUUAGUUCGAUAUCUAAAACGAUUCUAUAUUAUAACAAGAAAAAAUCAUGUGAUAUGAAAUGGAGGAAAUAUAUUGCAUGGUUGGUAUUUGGAUCAUAGUACGAGAUCAUGUUGAACCAUAUAUAUUAGUACAUUACUAGUACUUGAAUGCAUAUACAUGGUUGUGAACUCAAAUAGGAUAAUAUAAUAUAUAGGAGGAAAGUAAUAUUUUAAUCGUCUGAAUUUGUAUUCUGUAUAGACUGUUGGAUAUUUUUGGGCAGAACUUUCUGCAUAUAUAAUUAAAUACACAUGUCAGAAGAAAUUCACUUAAUAGUUAAUACUAGUGUCUCCCAACUCCCACCUUGUCCACCCCUCUCUCUUACAGAUAUUGGAUUAAGAAAAUUUUGAGUGUUUUGUCUCUAACAACGUUCUCUAGAUAUUUUUCACCUUCUAGUUAUCUCAUUGUCCAAGAAACCCUAAUGUGUUUUGUCUAACACGUAUUUGUUUUUAAUCCUUUAUAUGAAUGGGCAAAAUAACCGGAACCGAAGAACCGAACCGAAACCGAACCGAAAUAUCUGAAACCGAAACCGGACCAAUACCCUUAAAUACCCGAACGGUUCCUAUAUUUUUAUAUCUGAAAUAACUGAACUGAACCGGAACCGAACCGAGAACCGAACGGAUACCCGAAUAUAUAAAAAUAUUAAUUAUAUAUAUAUAGCAUAACUAAAUAUAUAUUUUUAAUUAAAAUUCUAUUAAAAGUAUCCGAAAAUAGUUUAGGAUAACUAAAUUAUUAUAAUCUAUCCGAACUACCCGAAAGUAUCCAAAACUAUCCGAAUAGUUUUAUCUGAAAUAUCCAAAGUAAUCCGAAAUAUCCAAUUUUUUUUAUCUAAAUCAUCCUAAUUAUUUGAUAUUUUAUCCUAAAUAAACGAUAUUUUAUCUAAAUUAUCCGAACUACC